Gossypium raimondii (Peruvian cotton) is the source of this 1712-nucleotide messenger RNA. Its product is annotated as E3 ubiquitin-protein ligase PUB23. Gene Ontology annotation, biological process: protein ubiquitination. Gene Ontology annotation, molecular function: ubiquitin protein ligase activity. The record is from RefSeq and is a predicted model, not a curated record. The coding region runs from base 180 to 1442 and encodes 420 amino acids. NCBI's taxonomy places the organism in Eukaryota, Viridiplantae, Streptophyta, Magnoliopsida, Malvales, Malvaceae. The transcript has 2 exons.
UAAACCUCGGAAAUGGUCUGAUUGAUUCUUCUUCUCUUCGCAAUUGUGUGUUUUGACUUUUUAUUUAUUAACUUGGAAGUUGAUCAGGUUGCAUUGCAUGUUGCCCACCUUUGUGUACGCUCUACUUAACUAUAUCAACCAUCUCUCCCACUCACUCAAUUUAUCUAGUCUUAGAUUAGAUGGAUUCCAGAAUAAAAAAGAUGGAUGAAAUUGAGAUUCCUACCCAUUUUCUUUGUCCAAUUUCUCUUCAGCUCAUGAGAGACCCUGUUACGAUCUCAACUGGAAUAUCAUACGAUCGUGAUAGUAUAGAGAAAUGGCUCUAUUCAUGCAAGAACAAGGCAUGUCCCGUUACCAAACAAGCCUUGCACGAUUCUGGUCUAACCCCAAAUCACACUCUUCGUCGCUUGAUCCAAACAUGGUGCACUCUCAAUGUUUCCCAUGGAAUCCAAAUAAUCCCAGCACCCAACCCUCCCAUCCAUAACACCCAGAUCGCCAAGCUCCUUAACGAUGCCACGAAGCUCCCUGAGACGCGAUUCAAAUGCCUUGCAACACUCAGAUCAAUCACCCUCGAAGAAGGUGAGAGGAACAGAAGCUGUCUGGAAGCGUCUGGUGCAGUUGAAUUCUUGGUAUCAAUCAUCAAGAGAGAUGAUUCUACGUUACUUCAAGCGGAGAACAAUAAAGGGUCGGAAUUCAUAAAAGCUAGCGACGAGGCUUUGAGUAUUUUUUAUGAUAUCAAGGUCUCUAAAAGCUGUCUAAGGAGUAUUAUUAGCAACGAUGAAGUAUUUGUAACGUACUUGGUGCAAGUCCUGGAAAGCGGUAACCACAAAUCUCGAGCAUACGCCACGAUGAUAUUGAAAGAUCUUUUUCAAGUGGCGGAUCCAACCCAAUUGAUCAACGUUAAAUCCGAAUUAUUCGCCCAACUCGUACGUGCUUUGAGCGACGAUGUCUCGCAGCAAGCAACCAAGGCGGCAUUGAAACUCCUUGUGGAGCUUUGUCCUUGGGGAAGGAACAGGAUUAAAGCCGUCGAAGGUGGGGCUGUGUUCGUCUUGAUUGAGCUUCUUCUCGGAACCUCCGAAACGAGGGCUUCGGAGCUCGCCUUGAUCGUGUUGGGUCACCUUUGUGGUUGUGCGGAAGGGAGAGCCGAGCUUUUGAAGCACGGAGCGGGGCUAGCCAUUGUGUCGAAGAAGAUAUUUAGGGUUUCACAUGGAGCAAGCAACAUGGCAGUGAGGAUUAUAUCCUCAAUUAGCAAGUUUUCAGCAACAUCUAGGGUUCUUCAAGAAAUGUUGGAGGUUGGGGUGGUGAGGAAGCUAAUUUUGGUGGUGAAAGUUGAUAGCAGUAGCAAGAGAAAGGAGAGAGCAAGGGAGAUGUUGAAAUUGCACUCUAGGGUUUGGAGGAACCCUGCUUGUAUUCCUUGUCAUUUGUUGUCUUCUUAUCCAUCUUGAGAUUGAUUGAUGCCCUUUUUUAAGAUGGAUAAGACGAGGGCUUGAGUUCGGAAAACUGGUGUUACCGAGGAAGGCGAUUGCGGCCAUCGUGUCUCCGGCUGUGACCAUAUAUUUCCUCUACUUCAUCACAACACUUCAUAUCUCGUCGGUUCAUUUUCUUCUUCUUGUUUCAAUAGUUACUGGUAUGUAUUUUCUUCACAGGACACAAAUAUGGGCUUUAUUAUUACUAUUUUUUCUGAGGCUUCUGGUUUCAAAGCCCAGUUUCUGCUA